This is a messenger RNA of Hevea brasiliensis (rubber tree), 2018 nucleotides long. Its product is annotated as acyl-lipid (9-3)-desaturase. Gene Ontology annotation, cellular component: membrane. Gene Ontology annotation, biological process: lipid metabolic process. The transcript has a single exon. The record is from RefSeq and is a predicted model, not a curated record. NCBI's taxonomy places the organism in Eukaryota, Viridiplantae, Streptophyta, Magnoliopsida, Malpighiales, Euphorbiaceae. The coding region runs from base 234 to 1577 and encodes 447 amino acids. Gene Ontology annotation, molecular function: oxidoreductase activity, acting on paired donors, with oxidation of a pair of donors resulting in the reduction of molecular oxygen to two molecules of water.
UACUUUGGUACAAGACAAUACAUAUACCAUUUCCACUGGAUCUCCUUCCCGCAAGACAAGAAACUGUACACAGAUACAGCUAUAUAAUAAUAUAUGGCCUUUCUCAUGCUGGAGCCAAUUAGCCCCUCUUCUCAAAAAUAUCUCUCCCCUUUCUGAGUUGUGAAAGGAACAGAGAAGGAGAGAGUGAAAGCCAGCUUUUUGACAGAUCUUCUGUUUAGCUCAUUCCUGCUGCCAUGGCUGAGCCAAAGAAGUACAUUUCAAAAGAAGAGCUUCACAAGCACAAUAAGCAUGGGGAUCUAUGGAUCUCGAUACAGGGCAAGAUCUAUAAUGUAACUGACUGGUCCAUGGUCCACCCUGGAGGUGAGCAUCCAUUGCUUCUACUCGCUGGCCAAGAUGCUACAGACGCCUUCGUUGCUUAUCAUCCUGGUACUGUUUGGAAGUAUCUCGACAAAUUCUUUACUGGGUAUCAUCUUAAAGACUACUCUGUUUCUGAGGUAUCGAAAGAUUAUCGAAAAUUGGUUGCUGAGUUCUCAAAAAUGGGUCUUUUUGAAAAGAAAGGGCAUAUUACGUUUAUUUCUCUAUGCUUCAUGGCAGUGCUGUUUGCUUUGAGUGUUUAUGGGAUUUUAUACUCCAAUAGCACAUGGGUGCAUCUGUUUUGUGGUGGUUUAAUAGGGUUUUUGUGGAUACAGAGUGGGUGGAUUGGACAUGAUUCUGGGCAUUAUCAGGUCAUGACAAGCCCUGAAUUCAAUCGUGCUGUGCAGAUCUUAACUGGCAAUUGCCUUGCAGGGAUCAGUAUUGGGUGGUGGAAAUGGAACCACAACGCCCAUCACAUUGCUUGUAACAGUCUUGAUUUCGAUCCAGAUCUGCAGCACAUGCCUUUCUUCGCGGUAUCUUCGAAAUUUUUCAGUUCAAUUAUGUCUUAUUUUUAUGAAAGAAAGAUGAAUUUCGAUUCCGUUGCUAGGUUCUUGGUUAGUUAUCAGCAUUGGACUUUUUAUCCUGUUAUGUGUUUUGCCAGGAUUAAUUUGUUUGCACAGUCUUUCUUGCUCUUGUUAUCUAAGAGAAGGGUUGUCAAUAGGGGUCAAGAGAUUUUGGGAGUACUUGUGUUUUGGAUUUGGUAUCCUUUACUUGUUUCUUGCUUGCCCAAUUGGGGAGAGAGAGUGAUGUUUGUUCUUGCCAGUUUCAUAGUCACUUCUAUUCAGCAUGUUCAGUUCUGUUUGAAUCAUUUCUCAUCCAAUGUUUAUGUUGGUCCACCUAAUGGGAAUGAUUGGUUUGAGGAGCAAACAAAGGGCACUCUCAAUAUAAAUUGCUCUUCCUGGAUGGAUUGGUUUCAUGGUGGAUUGCAGUUUCAGAUUGAGCACCAUCUGUUCCCCCGUUUGCCUCGAUGCCAUCUUAGAAAAAUCUCACCGUUUGUUAAGGAGCUAUGCAAGAAGCAUAAUUUGCCUUAUGAUAGUGCAUCAUUCUGGAAUGCUAAUCUCAUGACAAUUCGGACUCUUAGGGCUGCAGCCUUGCAGGCUAGGGAUCUUGCAAAUCCAGUUCCAAAGAAUUUAGUUUGGGAAGCUGUUAAUACUCAUGGAUGAGAUGGGGAUCCUGUGAAGCUUUCCGAGGUUGCUGCAGCACCUCAGUUAUUUAUGCCUAUUCAACAUCCUGCCGUGAUUUAGGUGUUUAUAACUUGAUUUGAUUGAUGUCUGAGGGAGGUUAUCUUUGAUUUCAGUGGAAGAAUAAUUAUCUGUUACUUCUUGGAGGCUUCAAUUUUUAUUUUAUUCAUAAGUUGGUUCAUGUAGUUUUUGGAUUAGUUUAAAGAUCGUUCAUCAUUCAUGCUGGUUACCGACAGGCUGAUGUAGUUCUCUCCCCUUGUUUGCGCUCAAGUAUGCAAAGGGAUUUAGCGGAAUGUGUACUAGCAUAUUUCCAUUUACUGCUUUCUUUUGAUAGUUCAGUGUUGGGCUUUGGAUUUCCUUAUGUGUUGCUUGUUUUGGAUUUGAUUUUUAUCUCAAAGCCAAUGUAAAAGUAAGCUUUGAAGA